UAGACAACUGGGUAGCUUGCCUCUCCAGAAGCAGCUGUUGGAUCGGAUUUGCCAGUUGUGCGUCUGUCGAGAAGCAGAGAUGAACAAGAUAGAAUGGCUUUGUGUUUUGGGAUUGGUCAUUGCGACUUUGCUUCCUGUUAGCCACCAAACAGCUGAUGAAGCUGGGCUGGAGGCGGAUGUCUCCAAAAAUGUCCAUGACUUGAAUUCCAGGAUUAAGCGACAUAGCGACGGCACAUAUACCAGCGAUGUUUCAAAAAGUAUGGAUCAAGAUUUAGCAAUGAAGUUUUUGCAGCAAGCUAUUGAAGGAAACUUGAGCAAAAAGUCGAAAUGAAAGCUGAUGUCCGGUGGAACAAGCCCUCUCUGACAUUGGAGGAUGCUUUC
Gekko japonicus is the source of this 381-nucleotide messenger RNA. RefSeq names its product exendin-3-like. NCBI's taxonomy places the organism in Eukaryota, Metazoa, Chordata, Lepidosauria, Squamata, Gekkonidae. Gene Ontology annotation, molecular function: hormone activity. The record is from RefSeq and is a predicted model, not a curated record. The coding region runs from base 80 to 331 and encodes 83 amino acids. The transcript has 3 exons. Gene Ontology annotation, cellular component: extracellular region.